AUGGAUCUUACUCAAAGGGCAAGUCCCACCAGUAUUGUACGCAACGGCUUGGUCACGAGAGGAACAUUGGAUCAGAAAUGCCCCAAUGUGCUGGAUCAUGGAGUUGGUCGACAUUCAACCAGUCAGGCGACACCCAUUCGAUGCGAGUCCUUGCAUGUUCAUGGCACUCGCGGAGCCCUUUUUAAAGUGACUCUGUUGUCUCAUGGGUAUACUUUCGUUGGCAAAGGUGCGCCUAUCGACUUUGUCGAACACGCUUACCACGAGGGGUGCGUGUAUUCACAUCUUCGUCCAAUACAGGGGGUGCACGUGCCAGUUCUACUGGGUGGCCUAUCUCUCCGCCAGCCAUUCUCUUAUGGCGGCAUCGCGGGGAUUACCUCGCUACAUGCUAUCCACGGAUUAGGCGUGCUCCACAAUGAUCCAAUCCCCGGGAACAUGAUCUGGAACGAGGACAGUGGUCGAGUAAUGUGCAUUGACUUUGAGCGGGCGCAGUUCCAAGACAAACGAGCUCCGCUGGAAUUAAUGUCGCCAAAUAAAAAACGCCAGCAAGUAACCCAGACAUGGGAAAAUACUCCUAACAAGCGCCCUAGUUGCUUUGAGCGUGAAACUCGGCGCAUGAGGCAUGCCAUACUAUGGUGA
Penicillium crustosum is the source of this 636-nucleotide messenger RNA. RefSeq lists its product as uncharacterized. The record is from RefSeq and is a predicted model, not a curated record. The transcript has 4 exons. The coding region runs from base 1 to 636 and encodes 211 amino acids. NCBI's taxonomy places the organism in Eukaryota, Fungi, Ascomycota, Eurotiomycetes, Eurotiales, Aspergillaceae.